AUGACUUCUUAUUUUUAUUCAUCCAAACAGGGCAGCAAAAAGAAGUAUCCGCUCCCGGUGGGCUUUAACGAUGAAGACGUCAUUCAAAUCCUGCACGAUCAUUCAAUGCUGUCACAGAUAUUCUGGCCGCAUUCCUCCACCGCAGUUCGGCCGGAGACGGAUGCUAAACCCAAUAUGUCUCAGUUCAUCGUUAGAUCAGAAGAUUCAAGCUACAAAGCGGCUAUAAGCAGCCAGAAAAAUGGGGUAACAUGCACCGAAGAACUGCCGCUUGGAUUCAAGAUCACAAUCACCUACGUAGUAGCUGGCUGGGAUCAAUUCGCCGAAGAACAAAGCAGAAACAGUGACAAGGAUGAAGCAGCAUCGAGCUCAAGCUUGCUCGAAUACUCCGCGUCUCUGCCAAAUCACCAACUCUAUCUAGUGGAGGAGAGAUCCAUGACUGCUCUCAAACCAGCUAUGUUAUUGAUGAAAUGGAAGAACGAAGGGAUCGUUGCAAAAACAAAGAAUCUCUUGCAGGUGUUGGAAGACAUAGGUGGAACCGGAAAGGACCUCUUAUCUGCAUUGGCGGAUUUGACCAGCAUGACAACGCUCGAAGACGCAAACACAUUAGUGGAGAAAGCGAAGAAUAAAUAG
Dothidotthia symphoricarpi CBS 119687 is the source of this 630-nucleotide messenger RNA. RefSeq lists its product as uncharacterized. The record is from RefSeq and is a predicted model, not a curated record. Bases 1 to 630 code for a protein of 209 amino acids. The transcript is spliced from 2 exons. NCBI's taxonomy places the organism in Eukaryota, Fungi, Ascomycota, Dothideomycetes, Pleosporales, Dothidotthiaceae.